This is a messenger RNA of Epinephelus fuscoguttatus (brown-marbled grouper), 2370 nucleotides long. Its product is annotated as aldehyde dehydrogenase 1A1-like. Bases 281 to 1942 code for a protein of 553 amino acids. The transcript is spliced from 14 exons. Lineage: Eukaryota; Metazoa; Chordata; Actinopteri; Perciformes; Serranidae. The record is from RefSeq and is a predicted model, not a curated record. Gene Ontology annotation, molecular function: benzaldehyde dehydrogenase (NAD+) activity.
AAUACUUACCAUAAACUAUAAUGUCAUGCUCUUCAUGAUCAAAGAAACUGCGCGCGCUUGCCUCGCGGGCCACGUGGGGGUAAAACUUGGAUUGGUUCCGCCUGAACGGUUAUUAGCGCGUGCGGCGGGACCCUCAGAGGAGCGACCGAGGAGGACUCCCGGUGCGACGGUACGUGGUGCUGCUGUUUCUUUGCUUCCUCGCGCUGAGCGCGGAAGGUAUAUAAAGCUGCUCGGCGGGUCUCCGGUCCACUGACGGUGAGAGGAGGCAGACAGCUGCAACAUGCCUGUGACCGGAGCAGGAGUCCAUCAGACUGGAGGCACCUCAUCAGCAUCUCCAACAGAGGGAAAGCACGGCAACAUGAACUCCCAGCCCGACAACGGCCACCAGCAGCAGUCUGAUAACGGGUGCAACCAUCAGAGCCGCAAACCACAGCAUGUAGACGGACUUGAGACGCUGGCCAUGCCCAUGCCAAUUCCAGACCUCACCAUUCAGUACACUAAGCUGUUCAUCAAUAACGAGUGGCAUGAGUCCUGCAGCGGGAGAAAGAUUUCUGUGUAUGAUCCCGCCACGGGGAGGCUGCUGUGUGAAGUGGAGGAGGCUGAACCUGAAGAUGUGGACAAAGCAGUCAGGAGUGCCAGAGCUGCCUUUCAGAUGGGGUCACCAUGGCGAUCAAUGGACGCCUCAGACCGAGGUCAACUACUUAACAGACUUGCUGACUUAGUGGAGAGAGACAGACUACUGCUGGCUACACUAGAGGCUCUGGACUCUGGCAAAGUGUUUCUCAUGGCAUAUUAUGUAGACCUGAUGGCCACAAUCAAAACCCUGAGAUACUAUGGUGGCUGGGCAGACAAAAUUCAUGGCAAAACCAUCCCUAUAGAUGGAGAGUAUUUUACUUACACUCGACAUGAGCCCAUUGGUGUAUGUGGCCAGAUCAUUCCUUGGAACUUCCCAGUGAUGAUGUUUGCAUGGAAGAUUGCUCCUGCUCUGUGUUGUGGGAACACUGUAGUCAUCAAACCUGCUGAACAGACCCCAUUAUCAGCCCUGCACAUGGCUGCGCUCAUCAAAGAGGCUGGGUUUCCUCCAGGAGUGGUGAAUGUGGUGCCAGGUUACGGUCAGACAGCAGGCUGCGCCAUUUCCCACCACAUGGACAUCGAUAAAGUAGCCUUCACUGGAUCUACUGCUGUUGGGAAACUAAUCCAGAAGGCUGCAGGUGAAAGCAACCUGAAAAGAGUUACGCUAGAACUCGGUGGAAAAAACCCAAACAUUGUCUUUGCUGACUGUGACUUAGAGUACGCAGUGGAGCAGGCCCACAGUGGUCUGUUCUUUAACCAGGGCCAAUGCUGUCUGGCUGGAUCCAGGGUGUUUGUGGAGGAACCGAUCUACGAGGAGUUUGUCCAUCGCAGUGUAGAAAAGGCCAAAUCCAAAGUCCUGGGAAACCCAUUGCUGCCGGGGGUUGACCAAGGACCACAGAUUGACCAGAAGCAGUUUGAUAAGAUAAUGGAGCUGAUAGAGAGCGGGAAGAGGGACGGAGCCACGCUAGAGUGUGGGGGGUCUGCAUGGGGUCAGCAGGGACUUUUCAUCCAACCCACUGUCUUCUCAAAUGUCACAGAUGACAUGCGCAUCGCCAAAGAAGAGAUUUUUGGUCCAGUGCAGCAGAUCAUGUGUUUCCGUAGCAUCCAUGAAGUCAUCGAAAGAGCCAACGCCACACACUACGGCCUGGCAGCAGGAGUGUUUACUAAUGACAUCGACAAAGCCCUGACAGUCUCUUCUGCUCUGCAGGCUGGCAUGGUCUGGGUGAACUGCUACAAUGCCAUGAGUGCUCAGUGUCCCUUUGGUGGAUUCAAGAUGUCUGGGAAUGGGAGGGAACUGGGGGAAUACGCUCUUCAGGAGUACACCGAGGUCAAGGCAGUCACCAUUAAAAUCUCACAGAAGAACUCAUAAUACCAUCAUGCCACUGGACUGACUUUCUUGUCUUUUUAAUUCUCUGCUGCCCCACGGCUUCAGGUCUUCCUCGCACAUUUUGCAAUACUCAGAUGGCACCCGGAUAUUUUGAAGGCAUCGGCAAUUACUUGUCACUCUAUGGACAUUCAUUCCCGUCAUCUCUCAUAAGAUAUACCUUGUGUACUAUCUCCGAUGUAUUUAACAGUUCAGUGAUCAGCAUGUUGUGUCUAUUAUGUGGAUGUUAGCUUAAAAGAAUCUGUCUGUUCAGAAGUAACCACUUGAAUAGCACUUUGCCAGAAAAGAAUUAUUUUAAUAGGUGUCAUACAAAAAAUAGAAAGACAUUUUACAGACUAUUUACAGGGAUUUCCAAAUGAAAUCAAUAAAACUGUCGACCCAUGUUAGAACCAGUAAACCUUACACUGAUUGUA